UACACCAGCAGAUGGCGACAAGGGACCAGUUCGUUGUUUGACAACUGCCAAAAACAGUACACGAAGAAGACAAAAAUAAACUUCCAUAGAUUCAACAGAGCGCGGGAAGCCUGGGAAAAGAUGGCGACGGACGCCCGCGUAGAAGCCGACGAGGAGGCGGACAACGUCCCUCCGUCGACUCUAAAAUUGUACGAGACACAGUUUUUCGGGUUCACCCCGCAGACUUGUAUGUUGCGGGUCUACAGCGCCUUCCAGGACUGCCUGUACGACAUUUUACCCGUCGUGGAGAAGGUGUGCGUCCGGCAGCUCGGCAGAGGAGAGUCCGCCGAAUCCGAGGAGCUGCUCCGGGCCCGGGCCCGGGAGUGCAGCCGGAAGCUGCAGCGGUUCCUCGAUGAGCGCUUCAAGCUGCUGGCCGAGCGGAUGGAAGCGCUGCUGACCGAGCGAUGCUUCUCCGUGCCGCCGAGCGUCCUGCUGCCCGAGGACCAGUUACACAAGACCUACCCGCAACACAUCCAGGAGGUGCUGAGGCUGGAGUCGUCCCUUGCCGACCUCCAGAGUGCCUACGAGGCAGAAGUAUGUGCGCGGCAGGCCCUGCUAGCCGAGCUGGAGGAGCAGAGGGAGGUGCAGAAACAGCUGGAUGGGAUUCUGGCGUGGGUCAGAGAGCUCCAGGCCGCCUGGGUGAAGGAAGGUAACGGCAGCUUCCACGACAGCUUCCAGCUGGUGAUGGAGUCUGUCAAGAAGCUGCAGGAUGCAGUUGGAGAGGUCUGCAACAAGGCGCCUCCAUGAACUGAACUCAGAUUCGUUUAAAUUGUUCAUAUCAUCAAUGAAUUCGUGUUACAAUGUAAGUGGAUAUUGGAGAACAGCAGACCUCUCUUUUCCUCAAGGGCAAGGCUUCUACAGGACCUUUUGGCCAACCUGAAAACAGCUUCUUCUUUUUUCCGAGUAUGACGGUAACUUUUGGCCACUUGUAAAGAAAACCGCAUUCAUUCCCUGUGAGAAGAAGAUGCAGAUAAUCCCAAAUGUACUUCAUAAACAGUGCUCAACAGCAAUGCCGGCUGACACGAGUUCUAGUUUACGUUUGUAAAUGUAAUGUAAAUAAUAAAGCAAAUGAAUAUAUCUGUCGCUUAAGCUGAUUUUUAACUUGGUUACUUUCUGUCAUUACUGGGCCACAUUCCCUCAUCACUGUCUCAAAAACCCUUCUCCCUAACGUCUUAUUUUCUUGUAUUGGCUCAUUACUGGGUUGGUGGUGAUACUUCUUUUAUUGGAUAGCAUUUUAGGUGUUCAUCAUAUUGUGUCCACCGUCUGGAGAGCUACAGGGAAUACCCAGCAGAGGGCGUUCUCUACAUGUUAACAAUGCAAACCGAAUAAGUACAACAUCAGUAGUCAUUAUUCACAUUUGGGGCAAAAAUAUCUGUGCAAAUAAAAAGCUACUUUCUCAGAUGCUGGUAUUGGGGCUUACUUGGCCACUUGAAUGUAACUGAGCUAUAGCUAAUGUUUAGAAAUACAUGGGUCAAAAUUA
Gasterosteus aculeatus aculeatus (three-spined stickleback) is the source of this 1519-nucleotide messenger RNA. It is a transcript of the gene mis12, whose product is annotated as MIS12 kinetochore complex component. Gene Ontology annotation, biological process: mitotic sister chromatid segregation; kinetochore assembly; mitotic cell cycle. Lineage: Eukaryota; Metazoa; Chordata; Actinopteri; Perciformes; Gasterosteidae. The record is from RefSeq and is a predicted model, not a curated record. Gene Ontology annotation, cellular component: nucleus; MIS12/MIND type complex; chromosome, centromeric region.